CUCCUCUGAUUGCAUAGUUUCAAAAGCCUGGAAAAAAGCUCAGAGCGAGCCGAAGAGAAAAUGUCUUAUGUUCCACCUCACUUGAGGACAACAUCUGCAACUCGGAGCUCUAUAACUUCUAAACCUGCAUCGGAAACCCUAGAUUAUGAUCAGAAGCAUUCUUCUUCGACUCCUCAUUACUCUUUUCUUCAGUCCAAGAACUCUUCCUCUUCUCUCUCCGGCUUACCUAAUGCCACUCGUCGGACCUCCAGUAGUCUCCCGCCUUCGAGAGCUCUUCCCGUGCCUGAGCCUGUUUUUCAGCAGUGGAAGCCUUCAGAGCGGGUUUUCCGUCUGAAAGCCGAACAGAUUGAAGAGGUUCGCUUGCGAUUGAAUGUUGAUGUUACUGUUGCUUCAGAUUCUGAGCCUGCACCUGCACCAGCACCAAUUGAAUCAUUUACAGAUAUGUGUUUGCAUCCGAGUAUCAUGAAGGAUAUUGCUUUUCAUGAGUACACGAGGCCAACUUCUAUUCAGGCUCAAGCAAUGCCGGUUGCUCUUAGUGGAAGGGAUCUCUUGGGUUGUGCUGAGACUGGGAGUGGCAAAACUGCUGCUUUCACUAUUCCCAUGAUUCAGCAUUGCUUGGCUCAACCUCCUAUUCGGCAUGGUGAUGGUCCUCUGGCUUUAGUCUUGGCUCCAACAAGAGAGCUAGCCCAGCAGAUAGCAAAAGAGGUUAAGGCUUUUAGUAGAUCUCUGGAAUCCUUCAGAACUGCUAUUGUUGUGGGUGGAACAAACAUAGCAGAGCAGAGGUCCGAGCUACGAGCAGGUGUAAAUAUUGUGGUUGCUACACCUGGAAGAUUAAUUGAUCAUUUGCAACAAGGAAAUACCUCCCUUUCUAGGAUUUCAUUUGUUGUUUUAGAUGAGGCUGACAGAAUGCUGGACAUGGGUUUUGAACCGCAGAUAAGAGAGGUGAUGUGUAACCUUCCAAAAGCGCAUCAAACUUUGUUGUUUAGUGCAACCAUGCCUGUGGAGAUUGAAGCACUUGCACAGGAGUAUCUAACUAACCCUGUCCAAGUAAAAGUGGGCAAAGUAAGUAGUCCUACAGCAAAUGUAUCUCAAAUAUUGGAGAAAGUCUCUGAAAGUGAAAAGAUUGAUCGGCUUCUAGCUUUGCUUGUAGAUGAGGCUUCUCAGGCAGAAAGAUCUGGCCAUCCACAACCCCUGACCAUUGUUUUUGUUGAGAGAAAGACUAGGUGUGAUGAAGUCACAGAAGCUUUGGUAGCCCAAGGUUUGCAUGCUGUUGCUCUUCAUGGUGGCCGUAGCCAGAGUGAAAGGGAGGCAGCUCUUCGUGAUUUUAGAUCUGGUGCUACCAAUGUUUUGGUUGCUACUGAUGUUGCUUCUCGUGGUUUGGAUGUAACAGGAGUUGCUCAUGUUGUUAAUCUAGAUCUUCCAAAGGCAAUGGAGGAUUAUGUUCAUCGAAUUGGAAGGACGGGUCGUGCUGGAUCUACAGGACAAGCUACAUCAUUUUAUACUGAUCGUGACAUGUUCCUUGUGGCACAUAUAAGGAAAGCAAUUGCAGAUGUGGAAUCUGGAAAUGCUGUGGCAUUUGCAACAGGGAAGGUUGCAAGAAGGAAAGAGAGAGAAGCUGCUGCUGCACAAAGAGAAGCAAAGCUUUCACUAUCGAAGCUCUCUGUGCUGGGUCCAGCAUCAAUAAACAUUGAGGACAAGUACAGGUAUAUGUUAACCCCAACGAUCAUGAAGAAGGAGGGCGCUGCUGAUGAUGCUUGGGACGACUGAGAUAAAAUUCUGUCUACCACGUCGUGCUUCAAAGAUGUUUCAUGUACUUCAUGCUUGAGGCUCCAACCAUCAUUAACAAUAGUUAAGGUUCGUCUCUCCCCUCCUGUCUUUUGUGUUUCUGUUAUUUUUAUAUGGUUUUGGGGUUUCUCCUUUCUGUGACCAACUUAUUAGUCAUGGAUGCAAUGAGCUUCAUGAAAGCCAUCUUUCUAUCAUAGCUCUGACCUGUUUAGCGUGUACUCUGCAUGUCUCUGGCUGUGUAUUAUAAACCGUCUGGUUGGUGAGAAGAAAUUGUGUUUUCACAGGUGUAUGACUUGUGGCUUGGGGGACUUGCAAAAUAUUUUGAUUAGAAAGCAAAUGUAAUGUAAGUCCAUUUACGUUUAUAUUUUCGUCUGAAUUUUUUAACCAAUUUUUGUUAGCAUGUAUCAAGGAUUAAUCUUUUGAUAUUAUCUAGGUGUUAGUAAUAGUGGCUUAUAUUCAGAGCAUGUUGUGGUUGGAUCUUAGUAAAGAAACUUGUCAGUUUGG
Messenger RNA from Telopea speciosissima, 2289 nucleotides. RefSeq names its product DEAD-box ATP-dependent RNA helicase 20-like. The record is from RefSeq and is a predicted model, not a curated record. Lineage: Eukaryota; Viridiplantae; Streptophyta; Magnoliopsida; Proteales; Proteaceae. The coding region runs from base 61 to 1767 and encodes 568 amino acids. The transcript is spliced from 14 exons. Gene Ontology annotation, molecular function: nucleic acid binding; ATP binding; RNA helicase activity.